This is a messenger RNA of Pollicipes pollicipes, 810 nucleotides long. Its product is annotated as meiosis-specific with OB domain-containing protein-like. The transcript has 7 exons. NCBI's taxonomy places the organism in Eukaryota, Metazoa, Arthropoda, Thecostraca, Pollicipedomorpha, Pollicipedidae. The record is from RefSeq and is a predicted model, not a curated record. Gene Ontology annotation, biological process: resolution of meiotic recombination intermediates. Bases 1 to 810 code for a protein of 269 amino acids. Gene Ontology annotation, molecular function: single-stranded DNA 3'-5' DNA exonuclease activity; single-stranded DNA binding.
AUGGCCGCACCGCAAGCGGGCAUUACGACCAUCGCCGGGCUCAGCCCGAGCCUGAGCGGCGCCUGCAGUCUGCCGGCGCUGGUGAUCGCCAAACAGGACCCCAGGGUGAUGCCCAGCAAGCGGGUGCUGCUCCAAAGCCCGGUGGUGGUGAUCCGCCAACCGACGGACGUGGACGAGAACUACCGGCCGCACGCCACCAGUCCGUUCUCGCUGAAGCUGAGCGAGAACAGCUCGGCGGUGACGCUGUUCGAGGGCGACGACCUGCAGUACCGGCAGCUGUUCAGCCUGCCUCACUCUCGGCUGGUGAUGCCCAGGCGGGUGUGCCAGCCGCGGGACGUGAGCACGCGCCAGGGCCGGCAGCUGCAGAGCUGCGAGCUGCGGCUGAUGGACCCCAGCUGCGCCAGCUUCGGCCUGCAGCUCUGGGACUCCGAGUGGAUCCGGCUGGCGCAGCAGUGGACGCCGUGGGAGACGGUGCUCUACGUCACCGACUGCCGGGUCAAGUACGACACGUACCGGCAGACGGCCGUGGGCGUGGUGAGCUCGCAGACCGUGCUCACGCCCAACCCGGCCCUGCCGGCCGCGCAGCAGCUGGCGCAGUUCGCGCGCCGCGUCCGAGCCGAGCGUGCCCAGCAGUUCACGGCCGAUGAAGAGUUUGACGUGUCGGCCGUGAAGGACCACUGCUCGGUGCUGGAGCUGGAGCAGCGGCUGCUGGCGCUGACUGACGUCACCGCCAGUCACGUGGUGCUGGUGCCGGCUUUCGUCACCUGGCUGCCGCUCGACUCGGACCGAUACAAGAUCACCAAGUGGUGA